Necator americanus (New World hookworm) is the source of this 327-nucleotide messenger RNA. RefSeq lists its product as uncharacterized. The transcript has 3 exons. The record is from RefSeq and is a predicted model, not a curated record. NCBI's taxonomy places the organism in Eukaryota, Metazoa, Nematoda, Chromadorea, Rhabditida, Ancylostomatidae. Bases 1 to 327 code for a protein of 108 amino acids.
AUGCUUCUCUUCAUAAGGGGCUACGGACCGCCUCUCACGCUACGUAGAAGCAGUCGCGUCUGUUCAGCGACGACGACAUCUUAUCAACACGGUUACCUCAGCGUCGAACGAACUGUACGUCGUAAUUUGUCCGGCCCUGGAAAGAUCUCCUCUGAAGAUAAUUCGAUGUGUCAUUUUCCUAGUGAUUUCCACAAGGAGAUGAAGACCUUAGAGAAGGACCUUUUUGUCGAGCAGGACGCCUUCCUUGAAGCGCAGGAACAGCAGCUCAAGGUAGGCGUGUUUGAAAGUUCAUCUUUGACCGUUGCAGCGCAGUUUUUUUCUUGUUGA